AUGUGGGAUGAUCUGUUCACGAGAUUCAAAGUGAACAAUCUACCGAGGAGGUAUCAACUUGAACAAGUUGUAAUGACUCUAAGACAAGAUCAACUUGAUUUGUCAAGCUACUUCACGAAGAAGAAGACUCUGUGGGAGCAGCUAGCCAACACCAAGUCUAGAAACGUGAAGAAAUGCAAUUGUGAUCAUGUCAAGGAGUUGCUUGAAGAAGCUGAUACGAGUCGUGUUAUACAGUUCCUCAUGGGGUUAAAUGAUGAGUUUAACAGUAUCAGGAGUCAGAUACUGAACAUGAAGCUUCAACUAGGAUCGAAUGAGAUCUAUAAUAUGUUGGAUCAAGAUGGGAGUCAAAGACUAGUGGGAGUUUCUUCUAGGCCAAAGCCACCUCCUACUGCUUUUCAGUCUCAAGCUAUGAUUCCGGAUCAAAACUCAAUUCUGAUGGCUCAAGGAAACUUUCAAAAGCCUAGAUGUUCUCAUUGUUCUCUAGUUGGCCAUACUGCGGACAAGUGUUACAAGAUCCACAAAUAUCUGCCAGGUCAUCCAAGGGCUAAGGAAAACAAUUACGUUGGAAGUACAAAUUUGGCAAUUACUGGUCAGAUUGAGGAUCAAAAGGAUCAGAAAGGGACAGAGGCACAUGGAGAAAUGUCAAAUGAUCAGCUCCAACAGAUGAUUUCUUAUCUCAGUGCCAAACUUCAGUCUCCCAGUAUCACCUCAUGUCCUGAUAAAGUUGUAGCCUCGACUUCGAACUCUGUACCUUCUAUCUCACAAAUAUUUGGUACUUUCCUUUCUUUAUAUGAUUUUACUUUCUAUGACAUGCUGACUUCUUCUAUACCUCAUGAAACUGAGUUGUCUUUUAGAGCUUAG
Messenger RNA from Camelina sativa (false flax), 861 nucleotides. The record is from RefSeq and is a predicted model, not a curated record. Lineage: Eukaryota; Viridiplantae; Streptophyta; Magnoliopsida; Brassicales; Brassicaceae.